Messenger RNA from Cuscuta campestris, 942 nucleotides. Lineage: Eukaryota; Viridiplantae; Streptophyta; Magnoliopsida; Solanales; Convolvulaceae. The record is from the annotation of a GenBank genome assembly.
AAAGAGUACCUACAGUAAUAUUUGUGCUUAAGAAUUUGCUCAUCUGCAUUCUUUACUGUAAUUAAUAAGCAUAUUUAUCCUCCAUAAUGCCACGCCGGAAACGAUCUUCCCGUUGGGAGGAGACUAAACCUCCGACGGCUGCGGCGGAUUUCUCCGCUUCAUGUAAAGCAGCAGCAAAUAAGGAGUUUGAAGAAAUUGAUAAAUGGUUUUAUACUUAUGCUGAUACUUCCUCUGGUUUGAUAGAGCCUGAUGGUGUUCUCCAUCUGUGCUCUGACUUGGGAAUUGACUACACUGAUGUCAGGAUAUUACUCCUUGCUUGGAAAAUGCAAGCAAAAAAACAAGGUUUCUUUACUCUGGAGGAGUGGAGAAAAGGCAUCAAAGAUCUAAAUGUUGAUACAAUAGAAAGAUUAAAGCAAACAAUUACAAAACUUGUGGAUGAGGUGAAACAUUACUCAACAAUGUUAUUAGACUUCUAUACCUAUGCGUUUAAGUAUAACCUAACAGAGUUUUCAGAAAAGUCGGUAGAUAAGGAGACCUGUUGUACCCUGUUAGAGAAUAUUUUAGGUUCCAAGUUUCAAUCACAGAUUGCAAAGCUUAUUCAGUAUUUAAUGUCUCAAACAGAGUACAAGGCUUUAAACAUGGAUCAGUGGCUUGGAGUUUAUAGGUUUUGCCAAGAGAUUAGCUUUCCAGACUGUAGCAACUAUGGGGAAGAGGAUGCGUGGCCGGUGAUUUUAGAUGAUUUUGUUCAAAUGGUUAAGACCACCUCCAUUGGUGCCAUUUGAUUAAUACUCCCUCUGUGUCGUUAAGAUCUUCUCGUUUUGACUUUUUGUAGUUUUUAAGGAAAAAUUGGAAUAAAUUAAAAGUUUACCAAAAUGUCUUAAUGAAAAUGGAUGGAGUGUAUUAAAUGAGGUGGGCGAGGUACACUAAAUAAAGUAAGUGGGG